Molecule: messenger RNA, 2536 nt
Organism: Vombatus ursinus (common wombat)
Lineage: Eukaryota; Metazoa; Chordata; Mammalia; Diprotodontia; Vombatidae
Gene: ZBTB12
Product: zinc finger and BTB domain containing 12
Exons: 2
Coding region: 85-1575 (496 amino acids)
Biological process (GO): regulation of transcription by RNA polymerase II
Molecular function (GO): protein binding; RNA polymerase II cis-regulatory region sequence-specific DNA binding; DNA-binding transcription factor activity, RNA polymerase II-specific
Source: RefSeq, a predicted model, not a curated record
CCCCAGACUAGGGAACCCUCAAACCCCGGCCCCUGCCCCCCACACCUAGCGGGCACACUUACCCCCUGUCUUGCCCUGGUCCCCAUGUUCGUGGGCGGGAUGCUUGGGGAAGAAAGGAACUCUCCCAGCACAGCCAGUACCAUGGCAUCUGGAGUGGAAGUCUUGCGAUUCCAGCUCCCAGGGCAUGAGGCUGCCACCCUUCGAAACAUGAACCAGCUCCGGGCAGAAGAACGCUUCUGCGAUGUCACCAUCGUGGCCGACAGCCUCAAGUUCCGGGGCCACAAGGUAAUCUUGGCGGCCUGCUCCCCAUUUCUUCGUGACCAGUUUCUCCUCAAUCCCAGUUCAGAGCUACAGGUCUCGCUAAUGCACAGUGCCAGAAUCGUGGCAGACCUCCUUCUCUCCUGCUAUACUGGUGCUCUGGAGUUUGCCGUCCGUGACAUUGUCAACUACUUGACUGCUGCCUCCUAUCUCCAAAUGGAGCAUGUGGUAGAAAAAUGUAGAAAUGCCCUGAGCCAAUUCAUUGAACCCAAGAUUGGCCUAAAAGAGGAUGGAGUUAGUGGAGGGAUUGGAUUGACUGGGCUCAGCUCCACCAAGUCACUUCUUCCACCUGCUCGAACCCCAAAGCCAGCUCCCAAACCCCCACCACCACCUCCACCACCUCCUCUUCUCCGACCAGUGAAGCUAGAAUUUCCCCUAGAUGAGGACCUUGAGUUAAAGGCAGAAGAAGAAGAAGAGGAUGAAGAAGAGGAUGUGUCAGAUAUCUGCAUUGUCAAAGUGGAAUCAGCUUUGGAAGUGGCACAGAGGCUUAAGCCCCCUGGAGGCAUUGGGGGGAGCCUUGGUCUUGGAGGGAGCCUUGGGCUUGGGGGCAACCUUAGCCUUGGAGGAAGUCUUGGCCUUGGGGGGAGUAGUGGACUCCUCAUCAAUGAAGUUGGAGAAACUAUUGAUGCACCUGAUGAUAGCACAGCACCCCAGGGGGUAGUGAAGGCCUGCUAUAGCCUUACAGAAGACACAGAAGGGGAGGGUCUGUUGCUGUUUCCUGGAGGUCAAGUAGGGGAGGGCAUUAGCCUUGGGCUGGGAGAUGAAGCCCUAGCAGCAGCCACUAUGUCCCGGAGCAGUGGUGUUAGUGGGAGUUAUGGGGGCAUGAGGAGUCCUAUACCAGGAGGCUCCCCAGUGGGAAACCCACUGAAGAACAUCAAGUGUACCAAGUGCCCAGAAGUGUUUCAGGGUGUGGAAAAACUUGUAUUCCACAUGAGAGCCCAGCACUUCAUCUUUAUGUGCCCUCGAUGUGGGAAGCAGUUCAACCAUAGCAGCAACCUCAACCGCCACAUGAACGUCCACCGAGGUGUGAAGUCACACUCCUGUGGUAUUUGUGGCAAAUGCUUCACGCAGAAGUCUACCCUACACGACCACCUCAACCUUCACUCUGGGGCUCGACCCUACCGUUGUUCUUACUGUGAUGUUCGAUUUGCCCAUAAACCUGCCAUUCGACGCCACCUCAAGGAGCAGCAUGGCAAGACCACAGCAGAGAAUGUCCUUGAUGCCAGUGUGUCGGAGCUCAAUGCCCUCCUCCACUAGCUGGAGGAGGGAUAACUAGGGGAGGGGGUGAGGUGAGGAGAGGAGAUUGCUGGUAGAAGGGGGUGAUGAAGGAUCCUCUUUCCCCAAGGGGAGGAAGUUUGAAGGGGAAAAGAGCUUUUCUGUUUCCAGGAGAGUUAACAUACUUCCUGGGGUUAAAGGCAGAAGUAUUACAAAAGAACAGCUCCUCAGGUCUUCCUCAGGGGACUAAGAAUGGGUUAGACCUUGCUGAGGGGAUUAACAAACCUUUCCUUGGGAUGAUAAGGAAAGAAAAGUUUUCCUGUAUUCUAGGAUGAAAAGGGUCCAGGAAGAGGGAAGGCUCUUUUCUGGAAGAUUAUUGGGGUGAGGAUGGUGUGCAGAGUGUAAGUAGUAAAAAGGGGAAUAUAGGAGAAGAUGAUUUUAUCAUAGGGUAAGAAAGCGGUAGAGAAGACUUAACUCAGUUGGGGUAGGUUGGGUGGGAAUUGGGAGGGAAUCUUACCAAAGCUAUACCUAUCCUUGGGUGGGAAUAGAACAGGGGAAACCUCUUAAAUUCUUGGGAGAGCAACUAUUAUGAGGAAAAGGUUAUCAAAUCCCAGGGAGAAAAAGUAGAGAAUGUCUUUUUGCAUGCUAGGGAGGAGGGGAGGGGGAUGGGGAUGGACUUUUGUCUCAGGAGACAAAAAGUGACAAAUGGUGACAAAAAUAAAAGAAAAAGGGAGAAGAAUGGAAGUAGACUAGAAAACAAUAGAGGUAAAAGGAGGUGGAAAGUCAGAAGUAGUAAGGGUUGGGGAGGGGACAUGGGGAGAAGAGGAAAAUACCUAGAAAAGGGCUCUUAGGCAGGGGAGGGAAGCAGCGGGGGAGGGAAAGGGUGUGGUAGAGACAUAACCGUAUUUUUUAAGGAAACAUAUUUUUCAGGAGUUUUCUGGAAUUUGAGGUCUCAGUUUCUGUUUUUAUUUUCCACAAAAUAAAAAAAAGUUUUUUUUCUUUA